GCCGCCCCGCGGCCGUGGCGGGAACACCCCAACCCCGGUGCCCGGAGGCCCGGGACGCUGUGAGGCGGGCGAGCGGGCGGACCGCUUCGGGCGACUCUGGGGUUCGUUCCCGGAGGCUGCAGCUCACACCCCAGCUCGCGGCCGCCGAGGAGAGCGCGGGAAGCGGCCCCGCGCUGAUUUGGCAUAAAAGUCUUUGGGGGAAAAAGGUGCCUGACUGAAGAAUGGCAGAAGCAGUCUUGAUAGAUCUCUCUGGUUUACAAUUGAACUCUCAGGAAAACUGUCAUCAGAUGGUACUGAAGACGCUGGAUGGUAUUCACGACCACCAUGCCCCCAAGGCCAAGUUCCUUUGUAUAAUAUGUUGCAGCGAUGCCACCAAUGGAAAGGGUGGGGAAUAUGGCCUCUGUGAACUGGAAGCAGGAAAUGGCUUUUCAAGUCUCGCGGGAAAAUUCGAGACUGUUAGCCAUCCCAGCCUGGCUGCCUCUUUGUAUUCAAUUAAACAAAAAAUAGAUGAGGACGAUCUGAGCCGCGUUAAGGUGAUUGUGCCCGAGCACAGGAGACUGUUGAUGGAGGCUUAUGUUGACCAACUCUUCACCGCGGUGUAUGAGUUUGAGUUUGAAGAUUUACAGGUAGCUCAGAGGGAAAGCCUUUUGAAACCGUCCACUGGCGUAAACGUGACCACAGCUCAUGAACUGGAAGACAUCCAGAGUGAAAUAGAAUCGUACUUGAGAAGCCUGCCAGCGUUGAAAGGGGACCUAACUAUUGUCACAUCUCCUUUGAUCCCAGACAUCUUCCUGCACGGAUUUACAACUCGGACAGGUGGCAUUUCUUACAUACCCACCCUCAGCUCACUCAAUCUUUUCAGUAGUUCCAAACGGAGAGAUCCCAAAGUAGUUGUUCAAGAAAACCUCCGCAGGCUGGCAAAUGCUGCAGGGUUUAAUGCAGAGAAAUUUUACCGAAUAAAGACUGAUCACGCCAGUGAAGUAUGGGUAAUGGGGAAGAAGGAGCCUGAAUCUUACGAUGGAAUAAUUACAAAUCGGAGAGGAAUCACAAUCACAGCUCUUGGCGCAGACUGUAUACCUAUAGUCUUUGCAGAUCCUGUGAAGAAAGCAUGUGGGGUUGCUCACUCUGGCUGGAAGGGCACUUUGUUGGGCGUAGCUAUGGCUACUGUGAAUGCUAUGAUAGCAGAAUAUGGCUGUAAUCUGGAGGACAUCAUUGUUGUUCUGGGCCCUUCAGUGGGAUCUUGCUGCUUUACUCUUCCCAGAGAAUCAGCAAUCUCAUUUCACAAUGUUCAUCCUUCGUGUGUGAGACAGUUUGACUCACCGAAUCCCUACGUUGACAUCCGAAAAGCCACCAGGAUUCUUCUAGAACGAGGAGGAAUUCUUCCACAGAAUAUUCAAGACCAGGAGGAAGAUCUUGACCUCUGCACAUCUUGCCAUCCUGAGAAGUUUUUCUCCCAUGUCCGUGAUGGCCUUAACUUCGGUACACAGAUAGGCUUCAUAUCCCUUAGAGAAUGAGGUACAGAGCCUCCUCUGUAAUGUCUCCCUCUUCAGUCUCCUUCCAUAGCUCCUCCCACUCACCUCCCUCUCUCCUCCU
Messenger RNA from Rattus rattus (black rat), 1593 nucleotides. RefSeq names its product laccase domain containing 1 (gene Lacc1). Gene Ontology annotation, molecular function: copper ion binding. The record is from RefSeq and is a predicted model, not a curated record. NCBI's taxonomy places the organism in Eukaryota, Metazoa, Chordata, Mammalia, Rodentia, Muridae. The transcript is spliced from 6 exons. Bases 222 to 1514 code for a protein of 430 amino acids.